Molecule: messenger RNA, 520 nt
Organism: Mus pahari (shrew mouse)
Lineage: Eukaryota; Metazoa; Chordata; Mammalia; Rodentia; Muridae
Gene: Fkrp
Product: fukutin related protein
Exons: 2
Coding region: 110-520 (136 amino acids)
Biological process (GO): protein O-linked glycosylation via mannose
Cellular component (GO): Golgi apparatus
Source: RefSeq, a predicted model, not a curated record
GGCGGCGGGGCAGAUGACCCAAGGUGAAGCCACUCUUCUUGGUCACCCUCAGCCUGAAACCUAGGGAGGAUGCCCUGGACGCCCCAGCUAGGGUCUGACAUCAGGCCCCAUGCGGCUCACCCACUGCUGGGCUGCCCUGGCAGCCGCCAUCAUCCUCAACCUCCUAGUCUUCUUCUAUGUGUCAUGGCUACAACACCAGCCCAGAAACUCCCGGGCCCGGGGUCCUCGCCGGACUUCUGCCAUUGGCCCCCGAGUCANCGUCCUGAUUCGGGAAUUUGAGGCUUUUGACAACGCAGUGCCAGAGCUAGUGGAUUCUUUUCUGCAGCAGGACCCAGCCCAGCCCGUGGUAGUGGCGGCCNACACACUCCCUUACCCACCCCUGGCCUUGCCUCGNAUCCCUAACGUUCGCCUGGCUCUGCUCCAGCCAGCCCUGGACCGGCCAGCGGCGGCCUCGCGCCCGGAGACCUAUGUAGCCACCGAGUUCGUGGCUCUAGUGCCUGAUGGAGCGCGGGUUGGAUGA